Globicephala melas (long-finned pilot whale) is the source of this 3921-nucleotide messenger RNA. It is a transcript of the gene TOX3, whose product is annotated as TOX high mobility group box family member 3. Gene Ontology annotation, molecular function: chromatin DNA binding. Gene Ontology annotation, cellular component: nucleus. The record is from RefSeq and is a predicted model, not a curated record. Gene Ontology annotation, biological process: regulation of transcription by RNA polymerase II. Lineage: Eukaryota; Metazoa; Chordata; Mammalia; Artiodactyla; Delphinidae.
CCGGCGAGCCCCAGUCCCGGCCCCCGGCCCCGGGCCCGGCUCCGGCAUGGAUGUGAGAUUCUACCCCGCGGCGGCCGGGGACCCCGCCGGCCUGGACUUCGCGCAGUGCCUGGGGUACUACGGCUACAGCAAGUUUGGAAAUAACAAUAACUACAUGAAUAUGGCUGAAGCAAACAACGCUUUCUUUGCAGCCAGCGAGCAGACGUUCCAUACACCAAGCCUCGGAGAUGAGGAGUUUGAAAUACCCCCGAUCACGCCACCUCCAGAGUCGGACCCCGCUCUGGGCAUGCCUGAUGUCCUUCUACCUUUUCAAGGCCUCAGCGAUCCGUUGCCUUCCCAGGGAAGUGAAUUCACGCCCCAGUUUCCCCCUCAAAGCCUGGAUCUUCCUUCCAUUACAAUCUCAAGAAAUCUCGUGGAACAAGAUGGCGUGCUUCAUAGCAGUGGGUUGCAUAUGGAUCAGAGCCACACCCAAGUUUCACAAUACCGUCAGGAUCCCUCCCUGAUCAUGAGGUCCAUCAUCCACAUGACGGAUGCUGCUCGCUCUGGGAUCAUGCCUCCUGCCCAGCUCACCACCAUCAACCAGUCUCAGCUCAGCGCCCAGUUGGGGUUGAAUUUGGGAGGUGCCAGUGUGCCCCACACGUCUCCUUCACCUCCAGCGAGCAAAUCGGCGACUCCCUCCCCUUCUAGCUCCAUCAAUGAAGAGGAUGCUGAUGAAUCCAACAGAGCCAUUGGAGAGAAAAGAGCUGCUCCAGAUUCUGGCAAGAAGCCCAAGACUCCAAAGAAAAAGAAAAAGAAAGAUCCCAAUGAGCCACAGAAGCCAGUGUCAGCAUAUGCCCUGUUUUUCAGAGACACACAGGCUGCAAUUAAAGGUCAAAACCCUAAUGCAACCUUUGGAGAGGUCUCAAAAAUCGUAGCAUCUAUGUGGGACAGCCUUGGAGAAGAACAAAAGCAGGUCUAUAAAAGGAAAACGGAAGCCGCCAAAAAAGAAUACCUGAAGGCCCUGGCUGCGUAUAGGGCCAGCCUCGUUUCUAAGGCUGCUGCCGAAUCAGCAGAAGCCCAGACCAUUCGUUCUGUUCAGCAGACCCUGGCGUCCACCAAUUUGACCUCCUCCCUCCUUCUCAGCCCUCCGCUGUCUCAGCACGGAACAGUGUCGGCCUCCCCUCAGACUCUCCAACAAUCGCUCCCUAGGUCAAUCGCUCCCAAACCCUUAACCAUGAGACUCCCCAUGAACCAGAUCGUCACUUCAGUCACCAUCGCAGCCAACAUGCCAUCGAACAUUGGGGCUCCACUGAUCAGCUCCAUGGUGGGCUCGGCGUCCUCCACCCAAGUGAGCCCUUCAGUGCAGACCCAGCAGCAUCAGAUGCAGCUGCAGCAGCAGCAGCAGCAACAACAACAGAUGCAACAGAUGCAGCAGCAGCAGCUCCAGCAGCACCAGAUGCAUCAGCAGAUCCAGCAGCAGAUGCAGCAGCAGCAUUUUCAGCACCACAUGCAGCAGCACCUGCAGCAGCAGCAGCACCUCCAGCAGCAAAUCAACCAACAGCAGCUGCAGCAGCAGCUGCAGCAGCAUCUCCAGCUGCAGCAGCUGCAGCACAUGCAGCAUCAGUCCCAGCCUUCUCCUCGGCAGCACUCCCCUGUCACCUCCCAGAUUACAUCCCCCAUCCCCGCCAUCGGGAGCCCCCAGCCAGCUUCUCAGCAGCACCAGUCACAGAUACAGUCUCAGACACAGACUCAAGUAUUAUCGCAGGUCAGUAUUUUCUGAAGACGCACGUGGCAGGCGGAUUUGCGCCUCUGGAGGAGAGUGGCGUCCGAGAGUAAACCAUGUGUGGCUGCAACUCGUGAGUCGGUGUUGGUUAUGCAGAAAUGUGUAAAAGAUCACGCGGUCCUCUCAAGUGUCUAUUAGAUAGGCAAUAAGAACUACAGUGUAGCUGAAAAUCAUCUUCUAGCUGACUCUAAACCACUUUGUUUUUAAACAAGAAAAGCUGUGCUCUUUUAUGUGAUGCCUUUUUUUAUUUAUUCAGGCUCUACCUACAAUAUGUGAAUCAAACCGUUUAAUGAAUCCUGGGACAUACUGAUGAUUAUAAUAAACUGGCCUCUCUGAGUCAUAGCAAAUGGCCUUAUUUCUCCCGAAGUGAAGAAAUCACACUUCAAGGCGAUUGGAACUUCCGAAGCCCUAAAAAUAAAAAGCACAGUCGUAACUACCUGAAAUACGAAAAUCCAGUUUCAUACAAACAUUUGUAUGACGUCAAUCGUUGAUGGCAUUUUUUUGUCAUGAAAAACAUAAUGUAAAUCACAGACUUUUGCCAAAGCUCUUAUUUUUUUUCCUUAAAUCUCUCCAGAAGAAAAAAAAAAUGCAAGUGAUUAGUUUCAAUUAUUGACUCCUUUUCACUUUUUACCCAUGACUUCUCCAAAUCAAACCACAGUAUAUGUUGUAACAAUAUCUAUGACCACUGUUAGCCCAUUAUAUUCAUUCCAAUUAGAAGAAAAGAAUGUGAAUAUUAUAUUCUGUGUUUUGAGUGACAAGUUUCGAAAAUGAAAAACACUGUAUUUUUAAAAGGGAAAUGCACUUAAAUGGAGACAGUUAUUACAAAAGUUAAGAUUUAAAAAAAAAAAAGAGCAAGAGUUUUUAUUAUGAUGUAAUACCGGUAGAAUAUUUAAAAGGCGCACCACAUCUGAAUAAUCAAUGUAAAUAUUUUCUUUCAAAGUUGUAAGUUUUCAUAUCAUGUGUUGUAAAGUUUUCAUAAACAAGGCUUUAACGUAAACACUGGUGACAUAAACCAUUCAUUGCUACGUUGCUUAUUGUGUUUUUAUGCUGUUUUAUACUUUUUUAUGAGUUAUGAUAGCAGCAAUUAAGUUGUUUGUAUUUUGCUUAACUAAAACAAAAAUGCUUUUAUCUUGCUAUAGAAUAAACACAUUUCAGUAAAAACUGCAGACUGUAUUUUGAUGCAACAACCAGGCAACUACUGUUCACUUUUCAAAAUAAAAUAUGUCAAAUUUCACUUUGGGUUCCUUGAAUAUGUAGAAGAUGGGGGGAAUAGGUCCCAUACCAACCUGUGUUUGAGCCCAAGCACCUUCUUCCAUUUCCAACUGGAAAUAAGAGAUUCAUAGCCAGGAAUGUGGAUUGCAUGGCCCCAAACCAGAGCCUGUAAAAAAACAAAUAAACCGUUAGAAACGGAACCAUUAGUGGAAUUCCCUGGCGGCCCAGUGGUUAGGACUCCUCGCUUUCACUGCCGAGGGCGCAGGUUCGAUCCCUCGUCAGGGAACUAAGAUCCCGCAAGCUGCACAGUGCGGCCAAAAAAGGGGAAAAAAGGAAAAGAAAUAGAACCAUUAGAAGUUUUUUAUGAUUAUCAUUUUGUUAAGAUGCAAGGGCAAGGUAAGUAUAGAGGAAGAAGCACUUGUCUUCUAUUUGGGGCUUGGACUAGCUGGCACUGUGUUUUUAUUGCUGUUAAAAUAGAUGGUGAAUGCUAAUUCUUAAGCCAAAAUAAUUAUUUCAGUGCCCAUUUCUUCCCCCCUUUUCCUGCUCUGUAGUGACUCCUCUUUGAGAACAGUGUGACCACUAUCCCCAGUUGUCCUGCAUGAUUAAUUACAGCAUCUGUCCUGUCAGAAGCUAUAAUGAAGAGGUCUUGAUAAAAAUUGCAAAUUACCACUGGCAACAGUCUUCAACUGCUUAUGAUAAAAUGAAAAUUAAAAACAGCAAGUGUUAACCCUGACCAGAAUCCUAAUCUGGAAAAAAUUAGGGUGUGAGUAGUGGUAUCCAUGGCUACUGUGUGCAAGACAUUCAAAAAAUAAUGGAAUAUGGAUUCCUCAAAGUUGUUGUAUUUCAAAGAAUAUUUACUGUAUGUUGUGGGCUAUGAAUAAUGAAUUCAGCUUUCAAUAUUUCAUAAUCUUCUCAUCCCCUGCAUUAUGUACAAAUAUUGAACAGCA